AUGGAUCAUGUUUGGAGGCUGAUGGGCGGCAAAGACUACAAAGAGUUGCUCCUCCCCUCCGACGCUGUCAACACGUGCCCUCUGUGCUAUGCGAACUUUCAACUCUUCGAGGAGACAGUCGAGACGGCUCAAGAGGACUGGAAGGUUUACGCGAAGCACUUUCAAGUUCCCAAGGAUGUGCACAGUGUGAAGGCAAUCAACUAUGCUACACUGGAAUUGACCACGAAGAAGAACGAUUACUUUGGCAUCCAUGCCGGUGAACGCGUUUUCGUCCGCAUCCUGAACGUCGAGUCCUCAAGCAAAAGCAUAGGGGGACUCAACUACUACGACUUCGCAACCCUGGUACAGGACAUAGUGAAGGUAAUGCUCGAUCCGAGCAACGAGGAGGCAACAGGCACGGUGCUGAAGUGGUUCGAAAACUAG
Symbiodinium necroappetens is the source of this 423-nucleotide messenger RNA. NCBI's taxonomy places the organism in Eukaryota, Dinophyceae, Suessiales, Symbiodiniaceae. The record is from the annotation of a GenBank genome assembly.